Symbiodinium sp. CCMP2592 is the source of this 1092-nucleotide messenger RNA. NCBI's taxonomy places the organism in Eukaryota, Dinophyceae, Suessiales, Symbiodiniaceae. The record is from the annotation of a GenBank genome assembly.
AUGGCGUUGAUGAAGGCAUGGUUCUCUGCGGAGACCGAGCAGCAGCAAUGGGAACGAUGCAGCCGCUUGCUGCAGACCUCCCACUCGCGAAAAAUCGUGCAGGUCGCAGGCAUUCGAGAAGCAGUCGCGGAGCUGGUGAAGGCGGGAGAGGCAGACGAGCAGCAGAUGUUCAAGGCAUUGGCAGCAUCAAUCGAAAAUGAGGAAACCGAAGAACUCAUCAAGGCCAGAGUCAAUCAACCACGGGCCACUGCAGAAAGCAGUACACCUGAGUGCCUGAAAAAACUCCGCCCAUCCGUGGAGAACUGUGUCUUGGUGUAUCAGAUCCGCGCGCAGAGUUUUCAAUCGUACUACCCGAAACCGCUGAGUGAAGAGCAGAAGGCGAAUCCAAAAGUCAAGAAGCAUUUUUCAACAAGCCGGACUUUCGGAACCAAGUGGACGAAACUGCAAGCUUUGAGACUGGUUGUGCAAUUCCUUUGGACGCAUCAUCGCAAAUUGAAAAGGGACUGCUCCUCCCAGCCCAGCGACGACGACAUCGCUGGCGCUCUCAAGGAAGCUGAGGAGAUCUUGAGUGGUCAGAAGGCUGAGCCGGCAGCAGGGCUUGCCGCCAGUGAUGUGCCACAUCCGGCCGCUGCUGCGGCCGCCGACGCUGGUGACGAGGAGGCGCCCGCUCUGUCAUCGGCCGAUGAGCCCGACGAGACGAAUCGGGUACCGAUGGGCAUCGGUGAUGACAGUGAUGACGAACUCAGCACGGAUUCCGACAAGAAGGCCGGUCCCAAGCCAUCUGCACCGGCCGCGGCCAAGCAGAAGAAGCACCACACUGGCACUGCAACGCCGAAGGCCGCAUCGAGAUCCCGGGCUUCAGCUGGGGCCAAAGCCGCCGUGGAGAAGGCACGAUCGACUUUCAGGCCUGCCGUGAGGGAGAUCACAGCAGAGCUAGCAGCGGGUGCAUUUGGAGGAGCUGCAGCCAGCAGCUCUUCUAACGCCAAACCGCCCGAGAACAAGAAGCGCAGGAUGACGGAAGAUGCACCCAAAGAGAAGAAGCAAGACAAGAAGGCCAAGGACGAGAAGAAGCCAAAAACCAAAAAGAAGUGA